CAGGCCGCUCGCCGCCGCGUCUCCACGCCACCCCAGUCCGUUCCGGCCAUGGCCGCCAUCGUCGAGAACGUCAUGGGCUGGCGCCCCGGCGGUGUAAAUUCCGUGGCAAGUGCCACCUCCCUCACCCCCGCCGUUGACUACGACGGCGAGGACCGCAUCAGCGCCCUCCCCGACGACCUCCUCCGCAGCAUCGUCUCACGCCUCCCCGUCAAGGACGCCGCCCGCACCGCCUCCCUCGCCUCCCGCUGGCGCCACCUCUGGCGCUCCACCCCGCUCUCCCUCAACGACGCCGACCUGCCCCGAUCCGUCGUUGCCCGCGUCCUUGCCGACCACCCGGGGCCCUUCCGCGCCAUCCACAUCACCCGCUGCCGGUUCGCGUCCCACGAGCCUGAGAUCGCAGAGUGGCCGCGCCUCUUCGCUGCCAAUGGCAUCCAGGACCUUGUCCUCGUCAACGACGCCGACCUCGCCAGGUUCCCCCCCGACGCCGUGCGCCUCCCCGGGGACAUCCUCCGCUGCGCCUCGCUCCAGCGCCUCUUCCUGGGUUUCUUCACGUUCCCCGACACCGCUGGUCUCUCCCGCCGAGCCGACGUCCUGCCCCGCCUCCAGGAACUCAGCAUGUUCACGACCAGCAUCAGCGACGGGGACCUCGACUACAUGCUCGCUUGCAGCCCGGUUCUGGAGAAGCUCGCGUUCGUACUCACCUGUGCACCCGAUUUCAUCCACCUACAGAGCAGAAGCCUCCGGUGCGUGCUCCUCUGGAUUUUCAUGGCAGACGAGGUUGCUGUGGUGGAUGCCCCGCUCCUGGAGCGGCUCUUCUUGCUGGAAGCGCCCCGUGCAGGAGGUGCUGAGAGUACUAUGAUGAUCAAGAUUGCUCAUGCGCCCAACCUGCAGGUGCUCGGCUUCUUGGAGCCAGGAUUUCACCGGCUGCAGAUCGGCGACAAUGUCAUUGAGCCUGGCACAGAGCCGAGCCCAAGCACAGUGCUUCCAAGCGUCAAGAUAUUGGCAUUUAAAGUUAAUUUUGGUGUCAUAGAGGAUGUCAAGAUGCUGGUGACCUACCUCAGAUGCUUUCCCAACGUUGAGACGCUGCACAUCGAGUCUUUAACUGAACCCACUGGAAGGAACAAUGCCAAGUUCUGGCAGGAGCUCCCUACUAUUGAAUGCAUCAAGUCUCACAUCAAGAAGAUGGUUAUCCAUGAAUACAGAGGGAACAAAGUUGAACUUGAAUUCCUUAAGUUCAUUUCCACGAGAGCGCAGGAGCUCCAAGCUUUGUAUGUUCUGCUAAACAGAGAGAGUCUUACUUCGGUGGCCAAGGCGGAUAAGAUGACAAGCAAACUGGUGGCUCUCUCGGGUGUACCAUGGUGCUGUGAUUGUAAGAUGAUGGUGCUAGGCCCUAAAUUUCAGAAUGAAUGGAGCAUCCAGAAAGCAUCUGAUCUUACUGUCGACGACCCUUUCCAUUGGUGAGUUUGUGUCUGGCUAUAUAUUUGCAUGAACCAAAGCGUUUUCUGGGGGAAUCAUUUGCUGUUCUACAUAUGCAAGGGCACUGUUUAGUUUGUAGGCAAGAGUAUGUCUGUUCUUGACAAAGAACAUGAAGACUUGAACUAGAGCACGAGUACGUGGAAGUGUUGAACUGGCUGUGCUAUGCUUCAUUCAGAAUGUACCGUAUUAUGUAAUGCCCUUAUGUUUGUUCCUAGUGUAGUAAAAGACUAGUAUCAGGAUGCCAAACGCUGUGUGCUUUGGUUUGUGCUAUAUAUUUAGGUGUUGCUUCAUAAA
This is a messenger RNA of Triticum dicoccoides, 1770 nucleotides long. RefSeq names its product FBD-associated F-box protein At5g60610-like. The transcript has 3 exons. Gene Ontology annotation, molecular function: protein binding. NCBI's taxonomy places the organism in Eukaryota, Viridiplantae, Streptophyta, Magnoliopsida, Poales, Poaceae. The coding region runs from base 49 to 1461 and encodes 470 amino acids. The record is from RefSeq and is a predicted model, not a curated record.